Messenger RNA from Ostertagia ostertagi, 315 nucleotides. The record is from the annotation of a GenBank genome assembly. Lineage: Eukaryota; Metazoa; Nematoda; Chromadorea; Rhabditida; Trichostrongylidae.
AUGCAAUUUUUAUCACUUUUUUCAGAUGAAUAUUAUCUUCGCUGUUAUUCUGUUAUUAUCAAUAGUCCUGAACGAUAUCAGGACAAAGAUGGGGAAGAUGGAAAUGGUCAUCGUCUUCAUUUUCACAUGAGCAUUGGCGUCGACGACCAUACUGGGGUAGAGGUUGGGGAGGCGGCUGGCCAGGAUACAAUCGAGGCUUCAUCGGUCCAGGUUACUACGGUGGCUUCCAUCCAUAUCAGGCAUACGGAGGCUGGGGAAAGUAACGAAGCCAUUCGACAGCAUGUAUAUAUCAUCUAUUGUGUACCUAUCAUGUAA